Emericellopsis atlantica is the source of this 1068-nucleotide messenger RNA. RefSeq lists its product as uncharacterized. NCBI's taxonomy places the organism in Eukaryota, Fungi, Ascomycota, Sordariomycetes, Hypocreales, Bionectriaceae. The coding region runs from base 210 to 917 and encodes 235 amino acids. The record is from RefSeq and is a predicted model, not a curated record. The transcript has 2 exons.
AUGGAGAAGUAAGGUCGCACUGAGGAAAGACGAUUCUGGGAUCAGCAAUGCAACCCGGGGGGGAUGGAGGCUUAUUAUGCAAAGAUGGUUUGGCAGUGUCCCCACGGGGUGGUUCAAGAGAAAGGAGGAGGAGGAGGAGAGACGGGAACUUGUGAGGAGUUGGACCCCGUUGCAAAGUCUCUGCUUGCCGCUGCCGAGUGGAUGGAUGGAUGGAAACCCGCGUGUUCCUGGAGUCCGGAUGGUUCGCGUACGUAUGGGGCCGCCUUUGGAUUGUCUGGUCCGCCUGGAUCCGUUUCUUGGGGAUGGUUCCAAGUUCACCGAACUUGCAGCAGAGCGAUCCGGAGAAGCGACGCUAUCGGAUGACAGGCAGUGCCACCAAGUCAACGACUGGAGGGGGCUGGAACGGACGGGCCUGGGGAUGCCACGGGAAGAGGGGCGCGUCCUGGGCUUCUGGGCUUAGCGAGGUGAGAUCCGGGGAUACGUCCACGAGGUGCAGUUGGUGUUGUGCAGGGUCAAGGACAGGCUUGGAUCCAGGUGAGUUUAGGUUGGUCUGGAAAGAAGAUUGGGAGGGAAGAAAAGAAGAAAGGCUAUCAUAUCCCCGUGGCAAAGCCCCCAGCCCAGCCCAGCCCGCGCCAUGUGCGAACGAUGAUGAUCGAGCGCGGACGAACUCGUGCAGUGUCACUGCAAGGACGUAUGUGGGGAUGGCGACACUAGCAAAAGGUGGAGGGGGUCCCAUCGGCCCAUCCAUCCUUCAAUGGGGCCAACUGCCAAUUUUUCCUGGCGUCACCAAAAGUCACCAACGGACCGCGAGAGGUGGACCCCCAUGUACGGACACGGACUGGAGGCGGCGAAUGUCAGUCGGUCGGUCGGUGCUCGCGAUGCUCGCACACGGCAUUCACUCGGCUGGGUCGGUCUAACGUCAACAAGUGUCAAUCUGGGGAUCAUCAGUACAAACGCACGCGACACAAGCACGGCACCGACAAAGCGCCAGCCAACGCUUGCUUCUUUCCCUGCGCAUCAGGACAGCCGAGGUGUGUCGAGGAACGAGGACUGCAGAGUGCAGGCUGG